GACGUUUGCCCGGGCAGGGGCAUGUGCUCCAAGAGAAAGCUAGGUUCGGGAGUUGAACCCGGAGAAAGACGUCAACGACAGGGGCAUUUGGUGUUUGCAGACUGACGAUGUUUGGAAGAAGAAGAAUUGAUAAACCAUUGUUGUGAAACAAAACAACCACCCAAAACCUGGAUUGGUCCUAAAAUCUAGCCAUCGCUUUUGAUCGGACUCUGCCGCCGUCAAGCUACCCCUACCUUAAUCAAGAUUACCAGCAAUACACUAUGAAUAGUCGCACAAAGCAUCUCAGCUGUCCCGCGCACGAGAUAAUUGAUCCAGCAGUUCCAACGCGGCGGAUAGCGGCACCAUCUCAGCGUCAGCUCAUCACCUAACGGCCAAUCCGGUGAAGCUCGGGGGGCCGUUGAGACAAGACACUACUACUUGUGCCCAACCAGACAGACGACCAAGGAAUUUCCAUCAUUCGCAUGUCCGACUUGAAAUUUUCAUACCCUUCACAAUGUCUCAAAGCGCAAGCUUUUCGUCUGACCAUAUCCCGGACAUUUCGGAUUUUUACCCUGAAAAAUGGACCAUCAAGUUCGUGAACGAGGGGGCGGCGAACCUGGUCUUUGAGGUGAGAUUACCACCAAGUCCACCAAGCACGACAGGAAGCCACGCGAACGGGCACAGCGAUAUCUUCCAGGGACACCUCCUGCGCGUCCCAAAAGCUGGCGCCAAGACAUUUCCGUACCCAGAGUUACUGCAGUAUUGGGAUUCAACCAUCACGCCCCUAUUCCCACCCGAAAAUCUGGUACAACAUCAACUAGUCAAACUGGGCCAAAGCCCAUCCAAAGUAAUCACUAUUCUUGAUGAGCUUCUUGCCAAAGCGGAAUCCGGCCGCCGCAAGGACUUCCGUGGCACCCGAGUACUCCCGGAUGCCCAGUAUGGCAUGCUGAUAGAGGAUAUGCGUUCUCAAAACCCAAGUGAUUAUUUUGUCGAGUUCAAACCAAAGUGGCUUUCGCCUUCACCAUCGCAGCGCACACGCUGCCGCAACUGUGCCCGGGAAGCCUACCGUGAUCACCUUGAUCCCUCCCACCACAAGGCUCACCGCCUGGGCAUCCUCUGUCCCCUGGACUUCAUCGCCUGUCGGAGUAACCGGGGGAGUUUGGAAAACGUCUUGAAGCACAUCGUCCCUGCGUCAGCCUCGCCGUCUCAUCGCAAUCACCUCGCCGACUGGUUGAGGACCAACAGUCUCCUGCCACUCCUGCAGCAAGCCCAGGCGAAACAUGAUCCGAGCCAGGGUGUUAACCUGGAGCUGGCAAUGACGCUCCGGGACUGCAGCCUGUUUCUCAGGAUAUCCACCCCCCAAGAUGGAACAGGGCAACCGACGAGGAUAGAAGCCAAACUAGCCGACCUCGACAAAAAGAACGCCGCCAAGAAGAAGAAGCACUGGGAAGAGCUCGAGCGGGAUCUUGUGGAAGGCGGGUUCUACGAGGGAAAGGAGCAGCCAAGGGAGGAGACGGACUGUUUACUUGAGCGCGCAGCUAAUUGAUUGAGUUCGUGCUUUCUUCUUACAACGACCCCAAAAACUUCCCAACCCUCUCCACCAACCACUUUUCCCCCUCUGGGUUUUCCUCCGUGUUAUCAACCCGGUGAUUCGCCCCCGGGAUCAACCCGCUGAACUCACUCACAACCCCCGGCUUGCAAAAGCUCGCCCAUUUUUGAACCGUGCUUUGGACUUGUGCCGGCUUGAAGGGCACCCACUCGUCCUUUUCUGAGGGCAGGAUCAACACCGGUGUUUCCAGCUCUCCCCAGAUGGUCUUGAGCUCCUCGUCGGAGAAGUCGGAGCUGAAAAAGUCGUCGUCUCCCCUGUGUUUGUCAAGUCAGCCACUCCUUCUUGUCACCUACCCACAACAUCAUCAGAAGAACCAUACCCUUUCGUAGCGAGGGAUAACCACCGAUAAGCAGUAACUGGACUCCCCUUCCAACCGUCAGGCAUGUCGUCUAGAUCAAUUACAUGCUCCCCUUUCCCCUCCUCUGCCAUCUUUUUCGCGACCGCGAUACUGUUCUCCAACUGUGCCGGGCAACAGCUCAUCACCAACGCCUCCCUGUCGCUCACGGGGCCUUGGAGGACAAUCCCAUCAACCUUCUCCUCCGGCUCUAGUUCUCCCAGUUUGGUGCAGUAGAACAUGCAAUCCUGACAACCGGUGGAAUGGCCCAUCAGCACGAUCGUUUGUUUCUUGAGCUCAGAGCGGAGGUAGCGGACUAAAGACGAGAUUUCGGCGCAGUCUUGAGAGAGGGAGGAGUACCCGAAGGCGGAGAAGGAGGAGGUGAGACGGGCUUGGAAGAGGGAGAAGCCUAGGG
Podospora pseudocomata is the source of this 2337-nucleotide messenger RNA. RefSeq names its product Inositol-pentakisphosphate 2-kinase (gene IPK1). Gene Ontology annotation, biological process: inositol phosphate biosynthetic process. The coding region runs from base 494 to 1525 and encodes 343 amino acids. Gene Ontology annotation, molecular function: ATP binding; inositol-1,3,4,5,6-pentakisphosphate 2-kinase activity. The transcript has 3 exons. The record is from RefSeq and is a predicted model, not a curated record. NCBI's taxonomy places the organism in Eukaryota, Fungi, Ascomycota, Sordariomycetes, Sordariales, Podosporaceae. Gene Ontology annotation, cellular component: nucleus.